This is a messenger RNA of Cyprinodon variegatus (sheepshead minnow), 1010 nucleotides long. It is a transcript of the gene hoxa13b, whose product is annotated as homeobox protein Hox-A13b-like. The coding region runs from base 1 to 876 and encodes 291 amino acids. Gene Ontology annotation, biological process: regulation of transcription by RNA polymerase II. The transcript has 2 exons. The record is from RefSeq and is a predicted model, not a curated record. NCBI's taxonomy places the organism in Eukaryota, Metazoa, Chordata, Actinopteri, Cyprinodontiformes, Cyprinodontidae. Gene Ontology annotation, molecular function: RNA polymerase II cis-regulatory region sequence-specific DNA binding; DNA-binding transcription factor activity, RNA polymerase II-specific.
AUGACCGCCUCGUUACUCCUCGGCUCGCCCUGGAUCGACCCAGUCAUGUUCCUCUACGACGGCGGCGCACAGGAGGAGAGAAGCAAGAACAUGGAAGGCUUCACCGGUGGGAACUUCGCAGCGAACCAGUGCAGGAACCUUUUGGCGCAUCCGACCUCUCUGGCUCCCAGCACCACCUAUGCUCCCAGCGAGGGGCCAGUGUCCAGCGUGGGGGAAUCUGGCAAACAGUGCAGCCCCUGCUCUGCAACUCAAAGCUCACCUAACGCCUCUCUGCCCUACGGAUACUUUGGCAGCGGUUAUUACCCGUGCAGGGUGUCACACGGCGGCGUCAAGGCGUGCUCUCAGCCCUCCGGUUAUGGAGACAAAUACGUGGACUCCUCAGUUUCAGGUGAGGAGUUCUCCACCCGGGCGAAGGAGUUUGCCUUCUACCAGGGUUAUUCCUCCAGCCCCUAUCAGCCCAGCUACCUGGAUGUGCCGGUGGUCCCUGCACUCAGUGCGCCAUCGGAGCCAAGAGAGUCUCUGUUGCCCAUGGAGCCCUAUCAGCCCUGGACCAUCACCAACGGGUGGAGUGGACAGGUUUACUGCACCAAGGAACAGACGCAGGCAAACUCUCUAUGGAAAUCCUCAUUACAAGACUCUUUAUCCGGUGGUGUGGACAAUUCAGUCCGCCGUGGAAGAAAGAAACGCGUACCAUACACUAAGGUGCAACUUAAAGAACUGGAGAGGGAGUACGCCACCAACAAAUUCAUCACCAAGGACAAAAGGAGGCGAAUAUCCGCGCAGACGAACCUGACAGAGAGACAAGUGACGAUUUGGUUCCAGAACAGGCGCGUAAAGGAGAAAAAAGUUGUCAAUAAGUUCAAGAGCUCCACUUAGCUCUGGAGUCAUUCCCAGGAGUUGGGUGCGUUUUCAUCAGAGGUGAAAAAAAGAAGAAAAAAAAAGACAGAAAACUGUGCUAUAAUUUAUUCCAUUUAUGAACUGUUACACAGUCUCCCCAGAGCGGCUCUGGU